Hevea brasiliensis (rubber tree) is the source of this 7092-nucleotide messenger RNA. RefSeq lists its product as uncharacterized. The transcript has 16 exons. NCBI's taxonomy places the organism in Eukaryota, Viridiplantae, Streptophyta, Magnoliopsida, Malpighiales, Euphorbiaceae. The record is from RefSeq and is a predicted model, not a curated record. Bases 403 to 6819 code for a protein of 2138 amino acids.
CUUCUCUUAUCGAACGAGCCCGUUUUCAUUUCCCUAGAGAAAAAAAAUAUCACUCUCUCUCUCUAUCUUUGUACCUACCUUGCUUGGCCUUUCCAUCUUUCGAUUAACCGAAACCCUAGCUUGAUCCGCCGGAGAAUUAAAGAUUCCGUUGAGUAUACAGUCUUUAGUGAGCAGAAAUUGUUUGUGUUUGGUUGUUUUGUGUUACUUGAUUAGGUUUUUCCUUUAGCUGAAAGUGAGCAAAUUUAGGAGUUAGGAGGGCUAAUAUCAGCUUUUUCAUCGUGAUUUUUGUGGAACAGUAGAUGAGCUUACGAUUGGGGAACAGUUGAGGAUCAACCGGCCUGGAUUUCGUCACCGGAUGGAGGGAGGUAGCGUCUCUAGACUUAAUUGUUCUGGCAUACACCCAUGGAUUAUGAUGACAAUGAUUUUCACAGCCAGAAUCUUCAUUUAGCUGGUGAAGGGAGCAAUAAAUUUCCUCCUGUUCUACGGCCAUAUGCUCUUCCAAAGUUUGAUUUUGAUGACAGUCUUCACGGAAAUUUGAGGUUUGACAGUUUGGUUGAAACUGAGGUUUUUCUGGGCAUUGAAAGUAACGAAGAUAGCCAGUGGAUUGAAGAUUUCUCCCGCGGUAGCAGUGGGAUACAGUUCAAUUCAGGUGGUGCAGAGUCUUGCUCAAUUUCUAGGUGCAACAAUGUCUGGUCUGAGGCAACUUCCUCAGAAUCUGUUGAAAUGUUAUUAAAAUCUGUUGGCCAGGAAGAACAUAUUCCUGCACAAAUUAGUUCAAAGGAGUCGGAUGCCUGUGAUGAACUGGGUUGCAUAAUAAAGCAAAUGGAGCCCAGCUCAAAACAGGAUACUAAUAUACCAGCUAGAGUGGUAGGUGUUACUAAUUUGCAGCCCACAUUACAGCCAGGUGAAUUUCCUGAAAAUUUUUCUGUGUUAAAUGAUGAUGGUGGUGGGCAGCAGCCUCAAGUUAGGGAUAGUUCACAGGCUCAUCAAGCCAUUGCAUCUGUUGAUCCAGGUUUAGGUGACCUAACUGCUAUUAGUGUAGACGUCAGGUUACCCAUUGCUGAGGGGAGUCAGUUCAUUGAUGAUAAAUGUAAUGAAAUUAAUCAAAGGGAAGGCGAUACUGUUAUUAAUGAAUCUUUAGAUAACAGGACACAAGAAGGUUCUGCUUCAGCGACACAAAUUAAUAAUGCAUUUGCUACUGUCAAAAACAUCAUUACGAGCAAUGAUGAAUUGAUUAAUGAAGGUUCACCAAAUCAUGUAAAUGAGACUGCUGAUGAAAAUGUUGAUGUUUCAGGAACAGAUAAAGGUGAGCACCAGGAGAAAGGGGUUGUGUUAAGCCGGGUUUUGAAUGCAGAAAUGGAUGAAAGGGACACUCCUCAUUUGAACAAUCCUCUUUGUAUGGCCUCAGUGGAAUCUAUGGAAGAAGCAAGUGCAAUUGAAAAUAACAUGGACAGUGUAGAAGAACCUAAUAUAAUACCCAAGGGGGAUUCUGGCUUAGAUACACAUGUUCAUUCUGCAGUACAUGCACGUGAAGUACCACCGGUGGUGAUUGAAGGAAAUACUGCAGUUGAAAGUCAUGAAGUUGAGAAGUCUGGGGCAUGUCUGUUACCUACAGAAGAGAAUAAAUGUGCUGAAGAUAAAUUGGAUGAAAGUUCUUGUUUGCCCGAGGUCCAUUCUUCAGCUGAGUUUGUCAAUGAGACACAUGCUGAGGGCCAUGUUUCAUCCUCCACAAUUGUUGAAUCCAAGCAAAUGUGUAAAAAAAAUGAAGUCCCCAGACAAUGUGAUGUUGACAAAUGUGAUAAAGAUAUUCAUGUUAUUGAACAAAAAGAGAACAUUGUUUUGCCUGCUGAUGAUAGUAAUAGAGAUACGAUAAUUGAUAAAGGGGUUGGUACCUCUUCUUUUGUUGAAGGUAGCGCAGGAAAUGAGUUGAUAGUUUCCGAACCUCAAUCAGAUUCUACUGCUGGAAGAGAAUCAGCAGCAGAUUUCACCUUUGAAAGUGCUAACUUGUCCUGUAAUGCAGUGGAUGAGGUUCCUGUGACCUCUGGGAAUGGCACUAGUACAGAUGCAGUAAUUGAUCACAAGGAUGUUGAAGUGUCUGGUUUACCUGUAGUGUUUACUUGCUCAGAUAGAGAGGAAGAAAUUGUUGCCAAGAUUUCCACGGAAACAAGUUUAUGUGAUCACAAGGCAUCUUGUCAAGUGACGACUAGAGUAGAUCCUGUUUCUGAAUCUGAAAAAGAAUCUUUUGCUGCUGCUGAGCAGAUGAUGUGUGAGCCAGUUGAUCAUUCUGUGUCAGCAGUGGAUGCUUGUAAUACAGAAGGCGGACUUGAACCUCUUGAAGUAGUAACAAAAAAAAUGGGUCAGGACUGCACAAAGGAUAAAGAAGUGUGUCAAGCUCCUUGUGAUUCAUCUGCAAACAAGGGAGACAGCAUUGUAGCACUUGUAAAAGAAAAUGAUGACAAGAAAAUUAAAAAUAUUUCAGAACCAACUGUAAACAAUGAGAUACUUGUGCCUGUGCCCUCGGCCAUAAAAGAGUCUUUCCAGGAUACUAAUCAUAAAGGUCAGGAGGAACACAGUGUUAUGGUAUCUGGAGAAGAACACGAAAGUAGUGAUAACCUUGACAAGCGAGCUGGUGGUUCCCCUACUGUCAUUAGAACUACUGAACUUUCUCGUGGUGAAAGUAACAAGGAGGAACUCAGAAGAUUGUCAGAUCAGAGUGUUUCAGUUUCUGAGGUAACUGAUGGUGACACCAUCAAAAUAAAGUCUGCUUCUAAGGAUCCAAAUCAAAAUGAUGCCUCUAAAGAUGAGAGUAGUUUCACGUUUGAGGUCAGUCCAAUGGCAGAUUUGCCUCAAAAAGAUGCCAAGAACUGGCAGCCCUUUUCAAAUAUAGAAGCUGGCAAAGCAUCCCCGAUUGUGGAUGGAUCUACUUCAACAUCUGGCUUAGGCCAAUUGGAUCCCAAGAUUGCUCAAGAUCUUUCUCGGGGAAGUUCAAAGGUUUCUGAUGUAGCUAUUGCACGUGGUGCUUCAAAAGGUAGUUCUGAGCGUAAAACUAGACGAGCUUCAGGUAAGUCGACAGCAAAAGAAACUGCUAAGAAGGGAAAUCCUGUUAAAGUAGCUUCAUCUAUGAGAUCAGAUAGAGGAGACAAAAUAACCAAUGUUUCCCUGAGCACAUCUGGUGUUUCUCAACUUGUGCAAUCCAAUGAGAUGCAACGCUAUGGACAUUUGGACUCCUGUAAUGUAAAACCAUUUGUUCUUGCACCAUCGACUUCUGGUCUGCCAGAUUUGAAUUCUUCAGUUUCUCUAGCUGCAGUGUUUCAGCAACCUUUCACAGAUUUACAGCAAGUGCAAUUGCGGGCUCAGAUAUUUGUUUAUGGAGCUUUGAUUCAAGGAACGCCACCUGAUGAAGCAUAUAUGAUAUCUGCAUUUGGAGGACCCGAUGGUGGUAGGAGCAUUUGGGAGAAUACCUGGCGCUUGUGUAUAGAAAGGCUUCACGGUCAAAAGUCGCCUCUCAUUACCCCUGAGACACCUUUGCAAUCCCGUUCAGGUGCUAGUGCUCCCGAGCAAUCAAUUAAACAAAAUGCACUUCAAAGUAAAGCAGUCUCUCCACCUGUUGUUCGUGGCAGCAGCAAGGGUACUCCUACAAUCGUGAAUCCAAUUGUACCCCUCUCUUCACCACUUUGGAGCAUGCCUACUCCUAGUGACACCAUGCAAACAAGUGGCAUGACAAGGAGUCCAGUUAUGGAUUAUCAACGAGCACUUUCUCCUUUGCAUCCUCAUCAAGCUCCGGUUAUCAGGAAUUUUGUUGGACAUAGCCCUUCUUGGCUAUCUCAGGCUCCCUUUGGUGGCCCUUGGGUUGCAUCUCCACAGACUUCUACUCUUGACGUAAGUGGUCGUUUUUCUGUGCAAUCGCCUAUCACUGAAACUGUUCAAUUGACACCUGUAAAAGAAUCAUCUGUGCCCCAUUUAUCUGGUGCAAAGCUGACAAGUCCCAUGGUUCAGAGUGGAGCCUCUGCUUGUGUUUUUACUGGGACAACUUCUGUGCUUGAUACGAAAAUGGUAACAUCAUCGGGCAAUCUAACUUCUGCUGAUCCAAAACCUAGAAAAAGAAAAAAGACUUCAGCUUCUGAGAAUCCUGGGAUGAAUAUUUUGCCACCUCCACCUCAUGUGGAACCAAUUAUUACUUCUGUUGUUGCUAAUCCUUUGUCUACUUCCAUUGCCAUCACAACUCCUGUUGGCUUUAUUUCUAAAGCCCCCACAGAGAAAUUCAUUAAAUCUGCAACUCCUACUUCUUCGGAUCUUACAAAAGGGAGCCAGAAUAUGGAACCAAGGUCAAUUUUAUCAGAGGAUACCCUUGGUAAGAUAAAGGAGGCUAGGCUGCAGGCAGAGGAUGCUGCUGCUCUUGCUGCUUCUGCUGCUAGUCAGAGCGAGGAAAUAUGGGACCAGUUAGCUAAGCAGAGAAAUUCUGGGUUGUUACCAGAUGAUGAAACCAAGCUAGCUUCUGCAGCCGUUGCAAUAGCAGCUGCCGCUGCUGUUGCAAAGGCGGCAGCUGCAGCUGCCAAGGUUGCAUCGAAUGCUGCAUUGCAAGCUAAACUAAUGGCUGAAGAAGCAGUGGUUUGUGGUGGUCACCAGAACCCUAGUCAAAUGAAUGUUCUCUCUCUUUCUGAUGGCAUGAAAAAUUUGGGUAAGGCUACACCUGCAUCCAUUUUGAAGGGUGGAGAUGGAACAAACAGUUCCAAUUCAGUUCUCGUUGCUGCAAGGGAGGCUGCUAGAAGGAGGGUUGAAACUGCUUUGGCUGCAUCAAAACGAGCUGAAAAUAUGGAUGCCAUAGUAAAAGCUGCAGAGUUGGCGGCUGAAGCUGUGUCUCAAGCUGGGAAAAUAGUGGCUAUGGGUGAUCCUUUGCCGUUGAGUGAGCUUGUAGCUGCUGGUCCAGGGGGUUAUUGGAAAGUAGGACAAGUAACUUCUGAGCCGGUUUCAAAAUCAAAUGACAUUGGUAGAGAAAAUGUGAAUGUGGACAGUGGUGGAGGUUCAGAUACUUCUACCGGGCAGUUAAAGGAGAUUGCAUCAGAUGAGAAAGAAAAUCAGAUAACUGACCUUGGGAAGUCACCUGCUUCUAGAGACAUAUCUAGCGAGGAACAUGGGAGAUUUUUAGAUGGUGUCUCUGGCUCUUGUGCGUCCACUGCAAAGGUUGCCAAAGGGCAAAAGGGCCGCAAGGCUUCUGAUUUGGCCAAAACUAUUGGGGUGGUCCCUGAAUCUGAGAAUGGAGCCAGAUGUUCCAUUGUUCAGAACGAGUAUGGAAAGGUGGAAACUCUAAAAGAGAAUAGCAUCAAGGAGAAUUCCAUUGUCGAGGUUUUUAAAGAUGGAAGUGGAUUUAAGGCAGCUUGGUUCCCAGCAAAAGUUUUGAGUUUAAAGGACGGGAAGGCUUAUGUGAGUUACACCGAGCUUACAUCAGGUGAAGGCUCAGAAAAGCUAAAGGAGUGGGUUCCACUUGAAGGUGAAGGAGAUGAGGCACCCAAAAUGCGCGUUGCCCGUCCUCAUACUGCCAUGCCAUUUGAAGGCACAAGGAAGAGAAGGAGAGCUGCAAUGGGGGACUAUGAUUGGUCUAUUGGUGAUAGAGUUGAUGCAUGGAUACAAGAUAGCUGGUGGGAGGGAGUAGUAACCGAAAAGAGCAAGAAAGAUGAGCCUGUGGUAACUGUCAAUUUUCCAGCUCAAGGAGAAACGACAAUACUUAAACCAUGGGAACUUCGGCCCUCUCUCAUAUGGAAAGAUGAGGAAUGGAUUGAAUGGUCCAAUUCAGGAGAGAAUAAGCAAUCUUCUCAAGGGGGUGAUACCCCACAAAUGAAGCGACCAAGGGUGCAUAGCCCUGUUGUGGAGGCCAAGGAGAAGGAUAAGACUUCAAAAAGUAUUGAUGCAGUGGAAUCUGAUAAAUCUGAUGAUCCAAAAUUAUUUGAUUUAUCAGCUGAUGAAAAACUAUUCAAUAUCGGCAAGAGCACGAGAUAUGAGAAUAGGUCUGAUUCACUGAGAAUGACAAGGACUGGGUUGCAGAAGGAAGGAUCUAGAGUAAUAUUUGGUGUACCCAAGCCUGGAAAGAAAAGGAAAUUUAUGGAAGUUAGUAAGCAUUAUGUUGCAGAUCGGAGUAGUCAAAUCAAUGAACCAAAUGAUUCAGUCAAGUUAACAAAAUAUUUGAUGCCUCAAGGAGCAGGAUCCCGGGGAUGGAAAAGUUCUAAGACUGAAUCAAAUGAAAGGCGAGCAGCCAUUCCCAAGCCCAGGGUUCUUAAGUCUGCAAAACCACAGAACGUUUCUGUUAGAACAAUUCCUCAGAAGGACAACCUAUCAAGCACUGCAGUUUCUGCUCCUGAUGAUGGUGCUGUUGCAGAUAAUACUAUGAAGGCCAAGGAUUCGGUAAACCAUGGUGUAAACACUUUGGAAAAGCAGAACCUAAUGGGCUUUCAAUCAUUUUCUAGUUCUGAUGGACCAACAGAGGGCCCAAUCUUAUUUUCUGCACUCGCUCCUACAUCAGAUACUGUUUCUUCUAAGAAAAUGCACACUUCAAAUGCUAAACCUGAACGGGUAAGUAAGGGAAAACUUGCCCCUGCUGGUGGAAAGUUGAGUAAAAUUGAGGAGGACAAGGCUUUGAAUGGUAAUUCUACAAAAUUAACCUCUGAUCCUGUUGAGCCACGUAGAUCUAAUCGCAGAAUUCAGCCAACAUCAAGACUAUUAGAAGGGUUGCAAAGCUCAUUGAUGGUCUCAAAAAUUCCAUCCGUGUCACAUGACAAAAGCCAUAAAAGCAGGAAUGUUUCUAGAGCAGGGAAUAACAAUGGUUGAAACAUCCUGGAAAUGUUGGAUCAUAUUGAAAGAAGUUCGGAGGUCACUGGAACACACUCAAGUAGUUUGUGUAUAUUUUAAUAGAGGAGAUAGCUAGGAAUGGAAAUUCUUGCUUCCUUGGGUUUAAUUAUGAGAUAUAGUUGGUAGAUGUUCAUAUCAAUUUUAGUGUAUUCACAAUUAUGAUUUAAUCUUCUAGGCUUUUGCCUUAAUAGGUUGUAUAUGGAAAUUCUCCUUCUAGUUUGGGUUGAAAUUGCAGGAAGCUUUUGCAGAUCA